CAACCAUCCAACAACCGCGAAACCAAAUCACUAGUUUAGUUGUUAAAAUUUGACUUAGUUUAUAUGCUAAUUAAUAAAAGCUCAAUCGCAUUGAGUUUGUAUUAUUCAUUUAGUCCAUUAUUCUGAUAGCUAUUUGGUUUAAACAUGGCCAGCUAAUUUCAUGAAGGCACAACCAUCGUAUUCAACGCCUAUCCUCUUCUCCCUCACACCCAAAACUUCUUCUGCUGUAAACCAUACUUAAGAGCUGCAUGAAAUUCGUCUAAUUUUCCCAACAAAUGGGUGAAAGAACUCUCGUUCCAAUUUUCGUCUUCUGGGCUUUCCUUACCAUGAUCACUCCCACACUCAUUCUUUUGUCAGAGAAUUCAAAGGCAGACCUCCAAUCAAAUGGAAAUAUAACUGAGGGAGUGAAACUAGAAAGAAUGAUUGUGCACACAGAAAAUUAUAUCAUAAAAACAGCUUCAAAGCCACCCAAAUUUCAAGAGGAAUUAGCACCAGCUCCAGAACCAUUACCAACUACUGCAACAGUUACUCCAACUCUGUCACUUUCACAUCAGAAUCGUACUCUUAAACACAAUACAACCCAUGAUGUGCUUACUCUCUCUUCUCCCAGAACAAUACACUUCAAAGUCAAACAAACAGAUAUCAGAUAAACAACUACUCGGUUCUGCUUUGCAGGCUUUGGAUCUCAGAUUGUUGUGUCCUCAAACCUUGUGGAAGAAGAACAACUUAAGUUGGUGAGAAACAGAAUUAAUUCAUUACAUAGUUACAUUGUAGAUAUCUACAUAUGUUCAUACCAUGAUUCUAAAUUGAUAUAAUUUGGUUGUUUCGCAAAGGCUGGUCCCAAGACCAAGUAAUCCCAUUGGAAAAUUUGAUAUGUUAGGGAAAUUCUGUUUAUGUAGUUAUGAAACUAUAGAAAGUGUCUAUCAUACCAUCAUGAGCAAUAGCAUUUUAUAAAACUAAAAGGGGUAAUCAACAAACUCUAUACUUGCACCGAUUAAUGCAGUUAAUUUCAUUUAGAGAAACUAUCAUCCUGUUUCUAAAUCAAAUGUUUGUACUCUGAUCACAAUUGAGCACACCGUGACACUUUUUACCGAAUUAAUUGUUCCUUCCCUCACCAAAGUACAUAAUUGUAACUGCGGCGUAAUACUGAAGCUUGCUUGCUCAUCA
Vigna radiata var. radiata (mung bean) is the source of this 1167-nucleotide messenger RNA. RefSeq lists its product as uncharacterized. NCBI's taxonomy places the organism in Eukaryota, Viridiplantae, Streptophyta, Magnoliopsida, Fabales, Fabaceae. The record is from RefSeq and is a predicted model, not a curated record. The transcript has 2 exons. Bases 276 to 650 code for a protein of 124 amino acids.